This is a messenger RNA of Trichomonas vaginalis G3, 297 nucleotides long. RefSeq names its product RNA polymerase II transcription regulator recruiting protein. Bases 1 to 297 code for a protein of 98 amino acids. Lineage: Eukaryota; Parabasalia; Trichomonadida; Trichomonadidae. The record is from RefSeq and is a predicted model, not a curated record. The transcript has a single exon.
AUGGAGUAUGGCUCAAAAUGGACGUAUAUUGCGAAUUUUUUCCCAGGAAGGACUGAUAUUAACUUGAAAAACAGAUGGCAAAAGUUUAAAAAUCAAACAACUGUGGUUAAAUCUCAAGAAGAUAACAUAUUGAGAAAAGAAAAUGAUUAUGGUGUCAAAGCUCAAGAAGAAAACAAGAUGAGAGAUGGUAGUGUUGCAGCUUUGGUCAAUCCUCAAGAGUCUGAGAUAUGUUUUUAUGAAUGGCUGAAUUCUCCUGAGGGUGCUGAAGAAUUUUUUAUAUCGAAUGUUUCAAAAUAA